AUGGCCAUUUUUGCCGAUCUUUGGGCCAUAACGGCCAAUAAGGCCGUGGUUUUAUUUGGCAUCGCACCAUUGGUGUUUAUCUGUUUCUAUCUCAUUUCCAACAUCUUUCUUCAUCCUUUGCACAAGGUUCCUGGGCCAUGGAUAGCAACCAUAUCUCCGCUUUGGCUAUGGUACCACUCGUAUAUCGGCGAUGAGGCAACUUCAAUUGAACGGCUGCAUUCGAUUUAUGGACCGGUCGUCCGGAUAGCCCCAAAUGACAUUGAUAUCAGCGAUGGUGCGGCCCUUGCCCCUAUCUACUCGGAGAAAGGUGGUUUCUUGAAAGCGCCUUAUUACGCCAACUUCGACUUUGACGGGCAUCCAACUAUCUUCUCCGCUCUGAACCCAGCACAUAGAUCCAUUCGGGCAAGGGCAGUAGUCGGCAUGUUCAGUCCUGCAUCGAUUCGCAAAGAGGGCGAUGCAAUCCUCCAGUCCUGUGCGAAAAGACUUGCCGUGCAUAUCAAAGAACAGGCAUCCAACGGAGGAUCAGUCAAUAUGCUCACUAUGGGGAGGUGCCUGGCCCUUGAUGCCGUUACUGAGUAUCUUCUCGGCAAACCAUACGGAGCCAUUGCUGAGCUUGAGUCAUACAAAACCAGCAAUUCGUCCACCAAAUUGUCUGCCAGCGAGUUUGUUGACACAUUCGUCGCUGUUGGGCGUUUCUUUCUAUUGCCAAAAUGGAUCUUUCACGGUCUCGAAUGGAUCCUACCUAAGAUUUUCCCUGACCAAGAGGUCGACCGGUCGAUGGAUCUAGUCACGCACUUCUGCAACCAAGUUGUUGCCGAUGCUAACCUUGAGAGGGAUCAGACAUAUCAGGCUCGGUUGCUGAGAGCUGGCAUCAGUAUGGAAGAAGCCGCUCUACAGUGUAUGGAUCUCAUGUUCGCUGGCACCGAUAGCACUGGGAUGAAUUUCGGCACGAUAUGUUGGCAUUUAGCACAAUCGCCACAGGCAUACCAGAAGCUGAAAGACGAACUCGCAUCGCCAGCAGCUCUGCAGGCUGACCCGCAGACUCUCCCUUAUCUCCGAAGUGUAGUUCGCGAAGGAUUACGGCUGUCUAUGGCAAACCCGACGAGGCUACCUCGCGUUGUGUCGCCAACCGGGUUUUCAUUUUCGACAAAGAUGCCAUCGGGUAUGACCAGGACCUUCGAGUUUCCUGGUGGCACCUGCAUCGGGUGUGCUUCAUUUAGCCUACACUUCAACGAGGAUGUAUUUCCCGACUCGAGAUCCUUCAAACCAGAGCGGUGGCUUGAUUCAACCGAUAAGAUGCUGCGCGACUACAUUCCCUUUGGUCUUGGACCAAGGCAAUGCAUUGCUCGCAACCUUGCGUCUAGUGAGCUGUUCUGGGCCGUAAGGGAAUUGGCUGUUUCGGGAGUUCUUGAUGGUGCUCAGACAACUGGGCGUAUGAAGGAAGGCAUCAUUAUUGAUGAGUGGUUCAACUCUAAGGUUCCGGGUCACGCAAUCGAAUUGACGUGGGGGCAAUAG
Messenger RNA from Colletotrichum graminicola M1.001, 1515 nucleotides. RefSeq names its product cytochrome P450. Gene Ontology annotation, molecular function: monooxygenase activity; iron ion binding; heme binding. The transcript has a single exon. The coding region runs from base 1 to 1515 and encodes 504 amino acids. The record is from RefSeq and is a predicted model, not a curated record. Lineage: Eukaryota; Fungi; Ascomycota; Sordariomycetes; Glomerellales; Glomerellaceae.